Molecule: messenger RNA, 1237 nt
Organism: Mugil cephalus (flathead mullet)
Lineage: Eukaryota; Metazoa; Chordata; Actinopteri; Mugiliformes; Mugilidae
Product: urotensin-2-like
Exons: 5
Coding region: 236-625 (129 amino acids)
Biological process (GO): blood vessel diameter maintenance; regulation of blood pressure
Cellular component (GO): extracellular region
Molecular function (GO): hormone activity
Source: RefSeq, a predicted model, not a curated record
AAACGGAACGAGCGCUCGUGGCCGCCGCUAACGCCUCUGCUUUCGGUCUGAAACUGAAGCGAAGGCGACGAAGCUUAUUCAUGACAGAAACAAAGAGCCGCGGACCGACUGAUUAGGGGGUAAAGGCCACAACUUGAAGUAUAUAAGCGAGUUGGGAGCAGCAGAGCAUGUAGAUGUCGUCUUUUCACCUGAGGAAUCAAAUCACAGCCACCUCCAACAACAGCCUCCUACAGCCAUGAAGUGCAACCACCUCCUCUCCUGGGCCUUCGUUCUCGUGGCCUCUGGCCCCCUGCUGGCCCACCCCAUCACAGAAUCUGCUGAGAUGCCCUAUGCAGGACCUGUUUCGGUGGAGGACCGAGGAGUCGGCGGCCUGGAUGAUCUGUCUCUAUCCGAGCAAGCCUUCCCUCCACAGGAUGGUGCCGGCCUCAGAUAUUCCACACUGAUAUCUGGGGAGAUUAACAGAGAUGGCGUCAGAACAACAGGUCUGCUUCCCAGAGGGAUGAAAAGAGAGGUCCUACUGGAGAAACAAAGUCUCCUUAAUCCUUUCAGCCACAUUCUGGGAAUCCGGAAACAGUUCAGGAAGAGAGCGGGCAAUUCUGAGUGUUUCUGGAAGUACUGCGUCUAAAACUGUAGCAGCGAAGCUACAAAUGAGAGGCCCAGACUUGCACUAAAGGAAAAAGAUUAAAAACGUUCCCAUCUUGCACUCAGUGAGAAACUCCAUGCAAGUACACAUCUAUGUCCAGGUGUAUGUACUCACACAUACACAUUCACAUACAUGAGUACUGGUUCACACAAAGAUUGAUGAUCAUAUGAUUCAAACAUGUUGCUUGGAGAUUUUCAAAUGAUUUAUUCUUUAAAGUUGGUUGUCUUAUCUAAUGUAUAACCAAAUGUCCCUGUGGAAGUCAAAGGUAACACAACUGUAAGCUGAAUAGAAAUAAAAACUGUAUUAUAAUGAAAACGUGUCCUCACUAAUUUAGUUUUCUUGAUAGAAAGUGUUGGUGCGAAACCUGUGGGUGGAAAAAAAACAAAACAAAAAACUUUCCAAGUACAAGAGGAAACAAAAAGACGUUGCGAAGCUGGUUCUCGAGUUUUCUUGAUUUUUUCCUUUUUUUAUUAUUUUACAGCAGAAAGAAUAUAAAGCAUUCAGAAAACAUCUUCCAUAUUUUAAGGGCAAUUCAAAACGUUUUGCAUGGCUUCAGCAGCUGAAAUCUCUUUUUUUUUUUUUUUUAAACAUAUC